Molecule: messenger RNA, 462 nt
Organism: Annulohypoxylon maeteangense
Lineage: Eukaryota; Fungi; Ascomycota; Sordariomycetes; Xylariales; Hypoxylaceae
Exons: 2
Coding region: 1-462 (153 amino acids)
Source: RefSeq, a predicted model, not a curated record
AUGAGGGAAGACUCCAGCUGGCUCGCUGCCGCUACGAAGAGCAUACUACAAGAUCUAGAUACGUCUAAGAAAGAACUCGAACUUGUUAGAGACGUGUUGGACAAUUAUGAGACUAAUUCAACAACAUCGGAGGCGUCUGGUAGUAGGUUCGAAGAUCGGACGUUCUGUAUGAGGGCUUGCCAGGAAUAUUCCGGUUCGAGGGUUCAUAUGCUCGAAGAACGGAUAAGGCAGAUCCACGUAUGGUCCAGUGAUAGAAAAAUGGGCAAAGAAAUACCCGAUGGGGUGCCAGAUGAGUGGUCCACGGUUGACAUCGAAUGGCGACAAUGGUUGAGCGAGCAAACUUCUUUACAAACCAGCACCCCCAAUAAUCGGCAAAUCGACCCUUUCCAGGCCGGAGGAGUCGAUAUGGCAGUGAGAUCCUGGGGACCGCUAAUCCCUCUACUCGAGAUUUACACUAGGUGA